UCAUUUGUAAGUUUGGGGUUGGGUUGACGAGUCACUCACUGUCGAAGAACAAAGUCGAACCUGGGGAGAAAAAAAAGGAGAGUCAGUCGAGUUUUUGUUGAGAUAAAUGCGGAAGGAAAGAGGAUUUGUAACCACUCUAAUGUUCUAGCCGGACCGACAGAUCAACGGAUUUAACACAACCGAACUAAAAACAGAUUUAUUGACGCCUAAAACACAAUGCCUUUAGGACUGAGGAGAAAGAAGAACAAGUCGAGAGAAAGCUCGAACCUGGUGGAGAAUGAGGAGGUGGGUGGACACGCCGCGGGCAGCUCCGUGAAGUCGACAGUAAACGGAGCGGGACUCCCACCACCACCUGCUAACCUGCGGCCCAAACUGGUGUUCCACACUCAGCUGGCCCACGGCAGUCCCACCGGAAGGAUCGAGGGAUUUACUAACGUCAAAGAACUCUACGGGAAAAUAGCCGAUACGUUCAAUUUAAGUCCACCAGAGAUCCUGUUCUGUACGUUGAACACCCAUAAGAUCGACAUGGAGAAGCUGCUCGGUGGUCAGAUCGGCCUGGAGGACUUCAUAUUCGCCCACAUUAAAGGGAUUAAGAAAGAGGUGGAGGUGUUUAAAUCAGAAGACGCCCUGGGUCUUACCAUCACAGACAACGGGGCUGGAUACGCCUUCAUCAAGCGUAUCAAGGAGGGCAGUGUGGUGGACGAUGUGAAGGUGAUCUCUGUCGGAGACCACAUAGAAUGCAUCAACGGGAAGAACAUCGUGGGAACACGUCACUACGAGGUGGCUCGCAUGCUGAAGGAACUGCCCAAGCAGCAGAAGUUCACCCUCAAACUGGUGGAGCCUAUGAAGGCCUUCGAGAUGCUGGAGCCUAGAUCGAAGGGAACCAAGCCGGCCAGUGAGAAUAAGUUGGGGACAGGGAGAGGGACUCUGAGACUGCGCGCCAAAGGACCUGCUACCGUAGAGGAAGUGCCGACAGAGUUUGAGGAGAAAGCGGUGAAGAAGGUGGAUGACUUGCUGGAGAGUUACAUGGGUAUCAGAGAUACAGAACUAGCGGCGACCAUGGUGGAGGUGGGUCGGGACAAGAAGAACCCUGAUGAGUUUGCCAUGGCUCUGGACGAGGCUCUCGGAGACUUUGCCUUCCCUGAUGAGUUUGUGUUCGACGUCUGGGGCGCCAUCGGAGAUGCCAAACAGGGACGUCUUUAAGAUGUUUUAACUGAAUACCCAGAUCACCUAGCCUGGUCCAAGACAGCACAAACAUCUGGGACCAGGCCGACCAACCCCUGCUCCAGUGGACAAAUAUCAGCCAGUAGAGAAAGAGGGGUGGGUUUUGUAAGGGUGGGAAUUACCAGGGACCUCGACGCAUUGCGAUUCCAUACUGUGAUUUUAUUCCAAUUUCAUGUCCCGAACAUAUUGCUCACUUAAAUGUCUGCUGUAGAAGGACAAGCUAGAGAAUGAGGAAAUUAUUUUUUUUAAAUCAGUCAUGGAAAUAAGUGGUGACUAUGUAAAAAGAUGGAGAAGAAACUAUACUUUUGGCGCAGGCACAUCUGACUAGCGCUUGCUAACCUUGCUACCUUUGAAAAUGAAAAAUCGAUACUUAAAAGAGUCAAAGUAUCUACAUAAUAUGGUCCAAAAUAAUAUUGUGAUGUGUAACUAUUGAUUUUAUUCCCUUAUUGUUAUUAUUAUUAUAAUAUACACCCUCGAAGACUGAUCAAUAAGUGAUUCUGUCAUGUCCCACUCAAUCUAGUUCUCUGGAAUGUAUCCCAAAUGGCACUCUAUUGCCUUUAUAGUGCACUACUUGGCGCCCUAUUCCGUUUAUAGUGCACUACUUGGCACCCUAUUCCCUUUUAUAGUGCACUACAUGGCGCCCUAUUCCCUUUAUAGUGCACUACAUGGCACCCUAUUCCCUUUUAUAGUGCACUACUUGGCGCCCUAUUCCCUUUUAUAGUGCACUACAUGGCGCCCUAUUCCCUUUAUAGUGCACUACAUGGCGCCCUAUUCCCUUUAUAGUGCACUACAUGGCGCCCUAUUCCCUUUAUAGUGCACUACUUGUCCUUUUCCACUGGGUUACAAAGGGUACGCACCGCUGAUGUCUGGAUCACUACUUCAAAUAACUGGUGUGAAUUGUAACGUACUAAUGAUCACAUACUACUUUUAAAAUCGUGGCUUUUUUUUUUUUUUUUAUAUAUAUAUUUGUCUUCAAAAUGUUGCUGUGGAGUUUUAAAACACCAGCAGAUGCCCCAUCAGAAACAGGUGCUGUAUGGACUUCAUAUGUUCCCGACUUUAUUUACAGCCUACAGUUUUGUUUUAAAUUCUAGUUUUACGGAGGGUACACUUUCAGCUAACAUUCCUUCACUUUGUGGCAUUUUGUUUCAUGUACAGGCUGCUUAGUAUAUACAAUUAUCUUAUAAUAGAUAAAUACUUAUUUUUGUUUAUUUAUUUGUUCAAAUAAACUUUCUUUUAUUUUAAGCUGGAAAAUGUUUUAUACAAAAAAAAAAUCUCAAAACCGACGUUUGGAAUUCGACAGAAAUCUUGAAAUGUGUCACUUGUGGUCAAUUGCAAUUCAAAAUGUCUGAUAGAAACUACUGUAGAUUGAAUUGAAUCGACACACUGAAUUUGAAAAGUAAUUAAUUCUUACUGUAGUAUGUGUAUUUGAGUUGUUUUUAGAGAGAGGUUUACUACUGAACACUAGACACAGCUUCAGUGUUUUAUGGAAAUACUUAAAGGGAUCACUGUUAGACAAGAAAAUAAAUAUACUAUUCUCUA
Salmo salar (Atlantic salmon) is the source of this 2763-nucleotide messenger RNA. Its product is annotated as PDZ domain-containing protein GIPC1. Gene Ontology annotation, molecular function: protein binding. Lineage: Eukaryota; Metazoa; Chordata; Actinopteri; Salmoniformes; Salmonidae. The record is from RefSeq and is a predicted model, not a curated record.